This is a messenger RNA of Salvia hispanica, 1239 nucleotides long. Its product is annotated as sulfated surface-like glycoprotein. NCBI's taxonomy places the organism in Eukaryota, Viridiplantae, Streptophyta, Magnoliopsida, Lamiales, Lamiaceae. The record is from RefSeq and is a predicted model, not a curated record.
AGAUAUAUUCAUUGCGCUGUAUGUAUCCCAAUAUACUUACUACUACAAUAUUUUUACAUGCACAAAACAUACAUUAGUGUAGAGAGAGAAACAGAAAGAGAAAAGAGAGAGAGAGCUCAAAUUAAAGCUGAAGGCUGUGAAAGUGGCCAAGACAUGGCGAGUGGAUGGAUGAAGUCAUUGCAAUGCAAGUCAAAAGCAUUAGACGACGUCGUCACCCACCACCACAACUACCGCCGCCGCCGCCACCACGACGACAACGACGACCACCGCCACCACCGCUCAUUAUCCAACUCCUCCAGCUGCCGAAAUAGCUACCAAAAUCUCAAAGACAUCGUCGAAACCAACAAAAAGAAACCAAAAAAGCCGAAACCCCCAACCCACCACCCAUCCCCGCCGUUCAAGCGCCCGGUUUCCCGAAAACCCGAACCCGGUCCGCCCGCUCUCCCGGUCCGGUCCAGCGCCAUCGACUCGUUCUUCCCUUCUCUGACCGAGCUGCCCAAAGACCAUCCCUCCCGCAAUGUGGUGGAAAUCAUCUUCCACACGAGCUGGGGCGAGAAGAGCUUCUCGGGCCAGAUUGAGAUGGUCUUCAAGGUCCAGACCCUGCCCCGGACCCUGACCCGCUUCGAGGAGUAUCGCGACGCCGUCAAGCUCCGCGCCGGCUCCGCUGGGGACGCCGGCGAGGACCACGCGCGCUGCAUUGCCGACGGGAACGAGGUCAUGAGGUUCUACUGCCUCGGCGCCACCGCUCCCGGCGGCGCGUACGAGACGUGCGGCGGCGCGUGGGCGUUCCAGGGGUGCAAGAGGGCCGCCGUGUGUACAUACUCCGGCAGCGGCGAGGCCCACGAGAGCGCCGGCGGGGGGAGGGGGAGGCGGGCCAUGCUGGUGUGCCGGGUCAUAGCGGGUCGGGUCUGUAAGGAUAUCGGGCUGGGCUCGGUGAUUCAGGAGCGGGUCGGGUACGACUCGGUGGGUGGUGGGAGCGGGGAGAUGCUCGUGUUCGACACGCGCGCGUUGCUGCCGUGCUUUCUUAUCAUCUAUAAAUUGUAAAAUUAUUAUUUUUGAUUUAAGAAGAUUUCGAACGUUUAUCAACACCGAUUUUCUUUUUCUAUUUUGUUUUGUAAUUCGAAUUCUGCAGCUUAAUUUCAUAGUUUUUUUUUUUCUUGAUUUGUAAUCACGGAGAAUGGGGUUGAUAAAUGUUCUCUACAUCUUCUUAUGGAAUGAUAUAUAAUCCCCUUGCAUUAA